UUUUGUAGUAAAACUUUGACUUCCAACUCUUAUUACAAUUCGUAUCAGAUGUGAUGCCAGUCUUGUAAUAUAUUGACAUUUGAUUAGCACUAAAGAAAGAUGUGGUACCCAUUGUACUUUCUUAUACAUCUAAAGCUUUCUCAAGGUUUCCACGAUUUGCUCCACCAAGUAAAAUACUUGAAGCUUCAAGCAGACGAGCAAAUGAGAUCUGAAAUCUUUCAAGCAUUUUUAGCUGUUAAGGUGCUCAGUAGGUCCUUGCAAAGAAUCGACCGGACCUCCAUGAUCGAUCUCGGAGGCUCC
Molecule: messenger RNA, 300 nt
Organism: Arabidopsis thaliana (thale cress)
Lineage: Eukaryota; Viridiplantae; Streptophyta; Magnoliopsida; Brassicales; Brassicaceae
Exons: 2
Source: RefSeq, marked reviewed